AUGGCCGAAAAUCCAACCUGCGUCGUCGAGGAAUUCACCCGUACGCUAUUUGACUAUGUCAUCUGCGGCGGCGGAACUGCAGGACUCGUCCUUGCGGCGCGUCUCAGCGAGAAUCCCGAUGUGACCGUAGGCGUUAUUGAGGCAGGCAAGUAUCGCAUUGGAGAUCCGUUGGUUGAUACUCCUGCGGCCUUCCCAAACAUGUUCGAGAAUCCCGACUAUGAUUGGUGUAUGUAUACGACACCACAGGAAGGUAACCGUGGCGUUUCUCACCAUAUCCCACGGGGAAAGCUCCUCGGUGGAUCCAGCGGCAUCAAUUAUAUGAUGUACGUGCGAGGAUCGACGCAGGACUACGACGACUGGGCAGAGAUUGUAGAGGACGAUGGUUGGUCUGGAAAGCAGAUGCAGCAAUAUAUGCGAAAGCACCAGACUCUCGAGCCAAUCGAUGAAUCCAUCACCGAUCGCUCCACUAUGCCACUCGUAGGCGAGUUCCACGGCACGAGCGGGCCCGUCCGUACUGGCUUCAAUGAUACAAUUCCACCAGUGGAGAACGAGAUCAUCAAAGCCUGCGAGGAAGUAACCGGCAUCACAAGCAAGCCCACCGACCCAUGGAGCGGCGACCACAUCGGCUUCUAUCACACCCUCGGCGCAGUCAUUCGAACCGGUCCGAACAAGGGCAAGCGCAGUUAUUCUGCACGAGGAUACUAUGAAGCGAACCGCGAGACCCGCCCGAACCUCAAAGUCCUCUGCGAAGCCCUCGUCAAUCGUGUCGUACUAGACGGCAACAAAGCCACCGGCGUAAGCCUCACACACGACGGAGUCGAGUACCAAGUCUCCGCACGGCGCGAGGUAAUCGUCAGCGGCGGGACAAUCAAAUCCCCUCAGAUCCUGGAGCUAUCCGGCGUCGGCGACCCGGAGAUUCUUAAAGCCGCCGGCGUCGAGUGCAAGGUCGCCAACAGCGGGGUCGGCGCAAAUGUCCUAGACCACGCCAUCACCUUCAGCGUGUUGGAUGUCCAGCCCGGCGUUGUUACACUAGACACCCUGGCCCAAGUGCCAGAGGCAAUGGAAGCUGCUGGUAAGCAGUAUGCCGAAACCAGCAAUGGGCCACUCAGCUCGGUCUGCAGUAUGCAGGGCUUCUUCCCGGCAAAGAAGAUCCUCUCCGAGACAGAGCUGGCAGAUAUCAUCCAUAGCAUUCGCGAUAUCAAUCCGACUAGCGCGUUUCACGCGAAACAGCUCGAGCAGACUAUCGCGCACCUUGAGAGCGACCACUCUGCCAAUAUGCAGAUUGUUAGCGUGACAGCUUCCAUGGACCCGAAUGCCAUAGGUCAUCAGGGCAAGAUCAUUGAGCCGCGUUCAGCUGAUCAGCCGGCUGGUUUGACCUUGGCGCUUUGUAUACAGUACCCUGUGGCUAGAGGGUCUAUCCAUAUUGAGAGUGCGGACCCAACCAAGCCCCCCAUCAUCAACCCCAACUACGGCGGCCACCCAGCCGACGUCUCCCUCCUGGCGGCGUUCCUGCGCUGGGGUGAUAAAGUCGCGGAAUCCAAGCACCUGGAGUCGUCAAUCCUGAAGCGCAGGUACCCCAAGCCCAGUGUCAAUUUGCAGGACAUGGAUACGGCACGAGAGGCAGUGCACGACCUCGUUGCGGGUGAGUAUCAUAUCAGCGGGUCUGUUGCUAUGGGAGAUGCAUUGGACAGCAGAUUGAGGGUGAAGGGCGUCGAGGGACUGCGUGUUGCGGAUGCAUCAGUGUUCCCGAAUAAUGUUUCUGGGAACAUUGCUAGUAGUGUUUACGCUGUUGCAGAGAAAGCUGCCGAUUUGAUUCGCGAGGAUUGGGAUUUUAGGGCUGGCAAGCCGACUAUGACGUAG
This is a messenger RNA of Penicillium robsamsonii, 1860 nucleotides long. Its product is annotated as GMC family oxidoreductase. Lineage: Eukaryota; Fungi; Ascomycota; Eurotiomycetes; Eurotiales; Aspergillaceae. The transcript has 4 exons. Gene Ontology annotation, molecular function: flavin adenine dinucleotide binding; oxidoreductase activity, acting on CH-OH group of donors. The record is from RefSeq and is a predicted model, not a curated record. The coding region runs from base 1 to 1860 and encodes 619 amino acids.